This is a messenger RNA of Coregonus clupeaformis (lake whitefish), 2308 nucleotides long. RefSeq names its product clavesin-1-like. Gene Ontology annotation, molecular function: phosphatidylinositol bisphosphate binding. The transcript has 6 exons. Gene Ontology annotation, cellular component: membrane. NCBI's taxonomy places the organism in Eukaryota, Metazoa, Chordata, Actinopteri, Salmoniformes, Salmonidae. The record is from RefSeq and is a predicted model, not a curated record. The coding region runs from base 747 to 1775 and encodes 342 amino acids.
CCAAAUAGGCAUAAUUGCGGCGAACGUAAUUGAUGGAGACUGCGUACAUGUUUUAUUGGAGGAUUGAAAAGACCAUGGGGAUGAGAAUAGCCUAUGGUUUAUGUCGUUAGACUGGUGUGAUAGUUUGCGGCACAGGGCAUUGAUCACCGCGGGGUGAUUCACCUUCUCUGUGGGUCUCCAUCAAUAUGCUCUCAGUUUGCGUCCGCUUGGUCCGCCUCCAGGCAGAGCGCGUACAACUCCAUUCGAAGCAGCUACAGCCGCGCAUGGUCGCCAAUCUGUCCCGUUUAUCGGUCACAGAAUCCUUUUAGGCAGCCUUCACCGGAGGAUAGCCUACAUUUGGACAACGCAGUCCCUUCCGGAUUUCAAAUAACAUUUUACCGGGUAUUCUUUCAAGGAAUGAUUCUCUUUUUCUUUAUUUAGGCCAACGUUUUCCUUGACAACUGGAUAUUUUUUUAUUUCUUGAAACCCCUAUGGCCAGUCUUUAUAUCAAUGAAAUGAUACGUCUGCUGUGCGGACCUGCGCGUCAUCGGUUACCUUGCUGGUUUUCCCGGGCGUGGUAUUCAUGCUAGACACUACAGGGGACACAGAUCAAGUGUUGUACUGGAAAGACACGUGUGCCGGCAAGACGCCACCAAUAACAAUGUGCUGUACAGCAAUCAAGACUGUUUCCUAAGCAGGCCUAAACAAUAGUAGUUAUCCAAAACACACAUAUAGAGAGAGUGUGAACUUGACUAAAGCCCCCCAAAAUGACUCACUUGCAAGCGGGCCUGAGCUCCGAGACCACGGAGAAAGCUCGACAGGAGCUCAACGAGAACCCCGACACCCUCCACGCGGACAUCCAGCAGGUGCGCGACAUGAUAGUGACACGGCCAGACAUCGGCUUCCUGCGCACGGACGACGACUUUAUCCUGAGGUUUCUGCGGGCGCGCAAGUUUAACCAGGCAGAGACCUUCCGGCUCCUGGCCCAGUACUUUCAAUUCCGCCAGCAGAACCUGGACAUGUUCCAGAGCUUCAAGGUGGACGACCCAGGGAUCAAGCGGGCGCUGAUGGAUGGCUUUCCAGGUGUCUUAGAAACACCGGAUCAGCACGGCCGGAAGAUACUCAUCCUUUUCGCCUCCAACUGGGACCAGGGCAGGAACUCUUUCACAGACAUCCUCCGGGCCAUCCUCCUCUCCCUGGAGGUUCUCAUAGAGAACCAGGAACUCCAGAUCAACGGCUUCAUCUUGAUCAUGGACUGGAGUAACUUCUCCUUCAAGCAGGCUUCCAAGCUCACGCCUAACAUCCUCAAACUGGCAAUCGAAGGCCUGCAGGUAGGCCUGACCAGGGAUGUGUUCAGUAGGCAUGAACAGGACAGCUUCCCUGCUCGCUUCGGUGGGAUCCAUUUUGUGAACCAGCCCUGGUACAUCCACGCCAUGUACACCAUUAUCAAACCUUUCCUCAAGGACAAGACUAGGAAAAGGAUUUUCCUCCAUGGAAACAACCUCAACAGUUUACACCAGCUAAUUCUACCCGAUUGUCUGCCGUCCGAGUUCGGCGGCACGCUGCCGCCAUAUGACAUGGGCAUCUGGGCACGGACCCUCUUAGGGCCCAACUACAACGACGAGACGGAGUACACACUCACCUACGACGCCCUCCACGUCAAAGAGAACUAUGGUGGCGGAGACAAGGAAUGUGCCGACAAACUUCUGAAAAGGUCCCAGUCAGCCGUGGAGCCGGGUACCCUACGGCAAGCAGACAGGGAGAACACGGCACAGCCACUCCUGGCUCUGGACUGAUCUCUCCCUUCCGCCCACACUGGAUCGAAACCCCUCUCAUUAGGAUUCCAACCCCACUGACUCCAAAACCUAAAGCUGAACUUUGAGAAAGUAUCAAACUAACUCUAAACCAUUGUUCACAUGGAGCUGCUGUACUGAAAACCUCUCAUCUCUCGACUUUGAGCCAGUGGCAGUUUCAGCUGUGCCAUCCACUUUCACAGGCAAACCGAUCUGUCACCAGCCAUCCAAAUCAAUGCCGAUAGGAGUAGAAUGAUUAAACGAAUGUCAGUGUUACCAGUACCACUAGGAGGGACUGACUGACAAGAGUUAAAUGUCAAAAAGUCCAGAGAACGCCAAACUGUAUCUUACUGUUUUAGGGGCUGUCGUUACUAUGAAAGUCAAUAUAUUUCAAGAUUGUAUAUUUAUCAGGGCUACUGCACCAUCGAACUGCAAUGUAUUUAAAGUAAUCUUUAAAAGAAUGUAUAGAAAAUGCAUUUUCAGUUGUGUGCUAAUUACGUGUGUGAAUGUUCAGGUUGUCAUUGAAAAUCACACAA